AUGGCGUCGACAGUUGCCACCUCGGCUACACCGCAGCUCCGCGUGUCGGCCGCGAAGAACCUCCGCAAAGCUUCAGAACAACACGAUGAGGAGCCCUCAAUGCGAGUCCCGCCUCCAGGGGCUUCCUCAGUCGAGGACCACUUCUUUUGGACGUAUACAGAGGAGCCGCACCGCUCAAGACGACAAGCAAUCAUCAAGGCACACCCAGAGGUAACCAAGCUCUGCGGACCAGAGCCAUUGACCAAAUACGUGGUUCUGGGUGUUGUAUCCCUUCAGAUCUGUUGCGCAUACCUCCUCCGGGAAGCGUCGUUCUUCUCCCUGCGGUUUUGGUUAACGGCAUACGUGAUUGGAGCCACCUCGAACCAGAACCUCUUCCUCGCCAUUCAUGAGAUAUCACAUAACCUCGCUUUCCGGUUGCCCAUGGCCAACAGAGUCCUGGCCAUCUUUGCCAACCUUCCCAUUGGGCUACCAUAUAGUGCCGCUUUCAGGCCCUACCACCUCACUCACCACAAAUCCCUCGGCGUCGCCGGCCUCGACACUGAUCUUCCCACAGCAUUUGAAGCCUUCGUUCUCGACUCACUCCUCGGCAAGGCUUUCUUCUGCACCUUCCAGAUCUUUUUUUACGCUGUCCGCCCUAUGUUCAUCUACAGCCCGCCCUUCACAAUCAUCCACCUACUAAACCUCUUCGUCCAACUAUCCUUCGACUACGCCCUUACAAAGGCCAGCAACGGCUCACUCAGCCCAGUCCUCUACCUCCUUCUCAGCUCCUUUCUCGCUGGAUCUCUCCACCCCUGCGCAGGGCACUUCAUUGCGGAACACUACUUCUUUUCAAACAUCAACCACGGCACCGAGUCGCUGCAGGAACUAAAAGGAGAAAAGGGUGAGAAACACCCCCUCUCCUCCCUGCCGCCUCCAGAAACAUACUCCUACUACGGGCCCCUCAAUAUUCUGACCUACAACGUGGGCCUGCACAAUGAACAUCACGACUUCCCUGCUAUCCCGUGGACAAAGCUCCAAACUCUCCACCGUAUCGCUAGUGAGUUCUACGAGCCUCUACCCUGCCACCGGAGCUGGGUCUGGGUUAUCUGGACCUUCAUCCUAGACAAGAAUGUCGGUCCCUGGUGCCGCGUCAAGAGAGAACAGGGCGGUCGACUUGUCGGUGGUGGUGGUAACGGCAGUGCCACUACCACCGGCCGCGCAGGCGAGGGCAUCUCUGCUGGGCCCGACGAGGCCGGUGAGGACGGGUGGAAGGAGAGCGAGAUUCAAAAUUGA
This is a messenger RNA of Aspergillus mulundensis, 1272 nucleotides long. RefSeq names its product sphingolipid delta(4)-desaturase family protein. Gene Ontology annotation, molecular function: sphingolipid delta-4 desaturase activity. The record is from RefSeq and is a predicted model, not a curated record. Gene Ontology annotation, cellular component: membrane. The coding region runs from base 1 to 1272 and encodes 423 amino acids. Gene Ontology annotation, biological process: ceramide biosynthetic process. The transcript is spliced from 3 exons. NCBI's taxonomy places the organism in Eukaryota, Fungi, Ascomycota, Eurotiomycetes, Eurotiales, Aspergillaceae.